GCCUCACCAACCAUAGUGAGGAGAAGUCUUUUCACUCUAUCCAUCUAUCCAUCUACGUUCACUGCGAAAUCAAUACACAGCAUAUCUUAUGCUGCUGGCUGACUGACUCCAAUGCACCUUCCAUUUGUACAAGGAGGCUCAAGAACCUCACUUGGGCAGGAACAUUCCGUGAAAGAGGAAACGACAACACCUCGUGUAGUCAAAACACCCUUGACUGUACCUUGACUAUCCUGGACAAGACCGAAUCUUAAUGCCUCCGCCGUCCUCCCCCAUGGUACACGCAAAUCCCGCUCUGUCAGCUUCUAUAUCAGGCGCGUCAUCAAACAAGUCUAGCGCAUUUUCAGACACUACCAAGUUACGAGUCAAAAAAAUACAUGGGGAUACGUGCUGGGCGUGCGGUAAUGAGUCACCUCACAUUUGCCAUGUUGUGGCACAAGAAGAUAGACAGGCUCCGCUUUGGAGUGAACUUGGGCUUAUAGACUUCCCAAUAAAUUCAUAUCUGAACGCAGUUCCUCUUUGCCUGACUUGCCACAGCCAGUUUGACUGCUCCAUCGACCCGGGUUUGGUUCUUAUGCCACUAGACCUCGAUUUCUUCAUCAAGUUUGAGAUAAUGGACAGAGACCGCUGCAAGAAAGCAGCUGAGGAGGGGUUUCCCUCAAGGCGAAUGGCCCCCACUUUUGAAGACUACAAGCAACAUCAAGUCGAGCAGGGUAUCAUCACCGCCGAUGCUAUUGGCGGGAAGUAUCUACCUAUAUUCCUCAAAUCCUAUCUGCAUGUCGGUCUACUUGAUUUCGACAUUACCGAAGCAUUAUCAAAACCCAGAGAUUGGCACGGCGCCCCCAUGGCUUCUAUUCGCAGGUGUAUCCACGCACUUGGUAGCCCCCGUCUUGGCAUGAGGAACCCGGCAGCUUACCAUAAGCUGCAGCGCCUAUACGAGCUAUACUUUUGCAAUAAUGAUAACUCCUCUCCAUUAUCCAACACUUUAUCCGACCACCCAACGCAAUCCGGAAAGAAACGCCAGUAUGGUGAUUCCACAGGUGAGCCUCAUUCAAAGAGGCACCAAGGCCCUCAGGCAGAUAGUGGGAGUUCUAGCCGAGAAACUACAUUCUGUCCGACCCUCCAACGAGAAGUGCGUGCGUAUUGGACCCUAGGACCAGAUGUUUCGGCUGAGGAAGCGGGCGGAUCAGAAGGCGCCCGGACACUGUCCACGUCCGGCAGGCAGAUGUUCAUGGUGGAUGAGUUCCAAGAUACAGGAAGGCCUCUGCUUAGCGUCCUAGCAGAUCCGAAUAGCAUCUUCAUCAAAGCUCUGGCAAAGUUCAGAAAUUGUUCAGUAUACGCAAAUAUUGUUAACGACUGUUUGACAGCUUUCUUCAUGACCGCUCUCUUGACGACGAACCCAUUCCAGGACCUAGAGAACAUGGACAUCAACUAUGUGAACGGCUAUGCACCGGUUGUCAUUAAUCCUGAUAAUUACUUCUGCCUGCGAGAAAAUGAGAGCUGCCCUUAUUCAUUUCUCAAGUUCACCCUAUUCCUUUUGACAGAAUUCAUUCUGAAACCAAGUUUCAGAAUGAGUAUAACAAAAAGCAACUUUAUUCUUCUCUUCUAG
Messenger RNA from Aspergillus novofumigatus IBT 16806, 1606 nucleotides. RefSeq lists its product as uncharacterized. Lineage: Eukaryota; Fungi; Ascomycota; Eurotiomycetes; Eurotiales; Aspergillaceae. The record is from RefSeq and is a predicted model, not a curated record. The transcript has 5 exons. Bases 251 to 1606 code for a protein of 451 amino acids.